AUGGAUGAUAUGGUCUCGGAUUUUCCAGAUAUCGUUGAUAAACGUCCUGUAAUAAUCUCCAAUAUCUCAACACUCAGUCCCACCCCCAACCUAUCUGAGGGCGCAAACAUCCUGAAGCAAUCACUGGCAUACGUCAAGUGUAAUAAUCCACGAGAAAAAGAUUACCCAAAACAAAGCCUACUUCUCAAUUAUCAAGCUUUGCUGGACAGCAACUGGAACGCCGCGGAAGAACCCUGCCUAGCCAUGAACGUGAUACGGUCACUAUUUUUGUAUCUCAACGCUCUGAAUCUACAUACAGAUAAUGGAUCAUGGGAAGGUCUUGAAUUUAUCUUAAAAAAGGAAAUUUUAGAACCCGGGGAACCAAUACCUUAUUAUGAUCUAGCCAUGAACUUUACGCACUGCGUAAUAGUAGCAUACGACUCCGUGAGCCCGUACCAAGUUGAGAUUUUCAGAGACAUCAAAUCGCCCAUCAUCCCUGAUCUCAGUAGAUGGUCAGAUAUUGCGUAUCUGCAAUGGGCGGAGGUCUGCAAAUUCCAUGGCACUAAAGUGAGCAAUAUAAACCACGUUAUUCAACAUCAUACAACGAACCAGAUAACAUUGGAAGUCAUAAAAGAGGUGCCGAAGAAAAGAAAAGAAUCGCUCGCGCCAUCGGGAUGUGUUGUGUCGAUGAAGGAUAGUAAUGGCCAUGGUGCUGCAUCACUGGGCACCCCGAAUGGAAAAGGAGUUGCUUGGCUCCUGGCUCAACAUAAGGAAGCUUUCAAGGACUUGACAAUCAUCAGUGUGGAGAUAUUUUCGUGUAAACCUGCAAAUAACGGGGACGAGACAGAAUUUCAACAUACAUCCGAUAAGUCUUCGUGGUUCAACCUCAGUUUUCGAAUUGGCCAAGAAUGCUCUAGACAUUACUUCUCCGUCAUCUGA
Molecule: messenger RNA, 918 nt
Organism: Botrytis byssoidea
Lineage: Eukaryota; Fungi; Ascomycota; Leotiomycetes; Helotiales; Sclerotiniaceae
Exons: 4
Coding region: 1-918 (305 amino acids)
Source: RefSeq, a predicted model, not a curated record